UGCAGCCAGGCUAGGGGCACUCUGGUCUGUGCCACCCUCCGAGCCAGACAGACGGCAGGACGGGCCAACAGCUGCCUCUCAGACCACCACACAUUAUGGAGGCUCUGUAUAUUCAACCCUUGGAAGAGGAUGGGCUGAUGAUGGAGGAGGAGGUACGGCAAAAAAGCGGGGAACAGGAAGAUGUUGGAAUAGAGGCCUCGUCACCCAUGGGCUCCACCACAGACGAUGAAACAGAUGAGGACUCAGAACCAGAGCCCCCACCCGUCGUUCGCAGGAAGGUGUCAUUCGCUGAUGCAUUUGGCCUCAACCUGGUAUCAGUUAAGGAGUUUGACAAAGUUGAAGUGACAGAGCCAGAGGUCAGCCAGCCUCCUGAAAGUGAGGAAACCCAUCCUUUAGAGGAAUUCUACAUGUCCUGUCUGUUUACAGUCCCCUCCUCCCCAGAGGAGCUGGACCAAAGGCUGCAGGCGCAGAUGAUUGAGCUGGAAAGCAUCGAGCUUCUCCCAGGAACCACAACACUCCGUGGCACCAUCAGGGUGGUCAACCUCUGCUACAGUAAGUCUGUUUAUGCCCGGUUCACCCUGGAUAGCUGGAACAGCUACUUUGACCUGCUGGCGGAGUAUGUGCCCGGAUCCAGUGACAGGAAAACCGACAGAUUUACUUUCAAGUAUACUCUGAUUCCUCCCUUUGAGAGGGAGGGGACCAGAGUGGAUUUUUGCCUGCGUUAUGAAACAUCGGUGGGCACUUUCUGGGCUAACAACAAGGAAAUGAACUAUGUGCUCUUCUGCCACCAGAAAGGAACUGCCAAAGAGCAUGUGCCUCAAGUGCUAGAGGAAAGUGCCAACUACAAGAGCAAGAGGAGCUGUCUCAAAGCUAACAGGAGGGGAAGUGCAGAGGAGAAGACCAAGGAGACCAUUAACACAGCAACAGUUGCUGCAGAAGCACAGGCCACUCAUAAAGCAGAGAAGGCCAACAGAAAGGCAGUGGACAGCGCAGAGACACAAUCAAUUUUAUACCAUGAAGAACACAAACCUUUGGUGGAUAGCGUAAAACGCCGGCACAUAGCAAAACGUUUGGCACGUGUACAGCAAUACCUCUCCCAGACGAGACAACAAAUACAAAAGGCUUAUUCACAUGACUCAGCCAAUGGCCAGGGGGUUUCUCAGCCUUUGCCAGGUCCAAGGGAUGACUCUGCCAGCUUUCUCUAUAACCACCACAAGAAACAAGCCAAGGAGAAUCCACAGGUCCUCACCUACCAUCAGAUUCCUCUGCUUACACUGGACUGGAACAAUGAUAAACCGCAGCAGAGGGGGGCGGCUGAUAUGGACGACAUGUGGACUGGAAGCUCCAAGCUGACCCAAGCGUCAGAGGAAAAUAUAGAAGGUACACCUUCUGUUAAUGAUCUGUGGGAGACCUUUCUUAACGGCACAGAUGAUACCACUGAUAAAGAAACCUCAGUGUGUGAUGCAUGGCAAGAAUUUCUUAAUGGGCCAAGCUGUAAGGACCAUUCUGGUGUUCCAGAGUCAGAAUGGCUGCAGACAGCAGUGUCAGUGUCUCCCUCAAAUGAUAAGGAGCCCCAAACCCAAUAUGCAGCAAGCAGUCAAGAGUUUCAAGAAUUUCAGGUGAGCAGAGAUACACCCACCACCUUACAUGCACUCACCUUAGCUGCACGUCAGCUGCUGUCAGACAAACGCGAAACAUUGUUGACUAAUGUCACAUUGAACCCUGAAGACCACCAGCCAGCAGUGGCAUGUGUCAGCAGUCCAAGCGAUGACAACACAGCAUCACAAGAUGCAUCCCAAAGGUCACAGACAAACUCUGUAACCGACACUUUGCAGGAAUCUGGCCUCAAAGGGGCAAGGCCUGUGUCCGAGGGCUCUGUUGACAGUUCAGCUGAGUGUCACAAGUGUGUAAUCUGGGAGCAAGAAGGAGAAGGAAUAAUGGUAGAAGCAGAAGGAAAAGGAGGAGAUGAGUCCUUCACACUGCAUACAGCUGACUUAGUAACAAGCUCAGGGGAGUCGAAGACAACAGAUAUGACAGCAAUGCCAGAGUCUCAGAAUGCCAGCACUGUUGAUAGAAUCUCACAGGGAGCAAGGCUGGACGAGGGCUUUUCUUCCAGCGGGGAAGGGGAGGUUAUGGGUAUAGCACACAAUGCGAUGGAUGACACGCUGGCAUUUAGGGAGACAAGCAGACAGGAGACAAAGGAUGGGGAGAGGUUUGUCUUUUCCACAUCCAGACAAAGAGCAGAGGAAAGGAUCACGACGAAUCGUAUGGAAAAUAAAGUAUAUUCAGAAGAGGAGAUAUUUAGGCCACAUAAAACAGAAGAGUGUGGAAUCUCCCAGAGGUAUGAAGAUGAAAAGCAAUGUGAGGGAUUCACGCUGAACCAAAAGAGUGAAAAUCCAUUACAGGAGAAUGAGGGAGAUGAAAAUGAAAUAAGACCUGCACAGUCACAUGCACAUGAAUUCCGUCCAGACCAAACAUGUGAGGAGAAUUUCAGACCAAACCUAGUAAUGGAAAGUGAAUUCAACUUGGAUGAAUCAGAAAACAGAGAUAUGGCUUCAAAUAACAAAGACUUGGAGGGAUUCAGACAGGCAGUGGUGGGAAAUUCCUAUUGUACAAAAAGCAUAGAAACAAAGAGACUAAUUGGUGCAGAAGCCGAAAUGAUCCGUGUAUUAGAUGAGGAAGCAUGGCAACAUAAUAACAAAGCUUUACAACUGAAUUCGUCAGACUGGCAGAGGGGAAACACAUCAAUAAUUUCAGAAGUACAUAGUAAACAGUCGAGGCCAAUCCAAGCAGAGGAAGAACUGUGUGUUCAGAAAGAGGAGGAGGACUCAACACUUACACAAGUAGAGGAAAAUGUACUAAAAUGUGAAACAGGUGAACAUGUGUUAGUCUCAAAUCAGACAGAAGAAGGAAAAAGCUUGAGUUGUAGUGGAAUAAUUGUGGAGCAGCAGGAAACAAACCCAUCAUCACAGGACACAGACACUGUGGAAUCAAGGGAAAGGGUAAAGGUAUUCCAAAGUGACCAUGAUACAUUCAGACCUUUUCCAAUAGAUAAAUGCAACCCAGACCCAAUGGAGGUCGUAGAAUUGAGACUGGUAUCAUCACGGGGCAUUAUGAAGGGUAAGAAAGGGGAUGUAGGCAGUGAAAUAUGCCCAGAAGAAGUUAUGGUGAAGGAGAACAUUGCACAGAAAGACAGAACUUCAACAGAACUUCAACACCAACCUGAGACAACAGAAAAUACAGAGGAAGAUAUGAGUCAGACAGACAAAAAUGAGAGCAUGAGCAUUGGAGAACUGAAGAUAGACGCAAUGGGGGAGUUGAUGGGUAAUGUGGAGGACCCUCAGGGAGAGAGGAAGAAUGCACCGGCUGAAUUGAAAGAACAAGAGUUGUCAGCAGAAGUUGAGAGCUCUCCACGUGUUGAAUAUAAAAAACUGUCAGGGGGAACAAAGGAACCUAUUACAGCAGAAAAUACUGUAGCGCUUGAAGUGAUAGAGUCGAGACUGGAGGAGAUGAUCAUAGAAAGAUUUGGAGAAGAUUUGGUCAGGGGGAUUUGGGAAGAGGUUUUUGGUCAGAAAGCAGAGCCCUCUAAAGGAGACACAAAUAUUGUUGAUGGAAUGCAGGGCAGGCUGUCAGAUACACCUGAUAUCACUCAUGAUUGCCAUCUUCUUUUUGAGAAAGACUUCAGUGAUGAUUUUGAUUCAGGUAUAUUUUCCAUGACAGAAUUAUCAACAGAUCCAAAUUUAAGCCUCUGUCAAGGGCUAGAGCAAGCCACAGUGACCAGUAGCAAUGAAUACUCCCCAAAAGAAAGAAGUCAGCCACUCGCUUCUAUAGAGCAAACUCACUUUCUCUCUGAAUUACAGACAGAUUUGAAUUCAAGUGCCCAUCUCAGUCAAGAUCUCACUGCCGCUUUAGCUGCCCUGAGUAGGCAGUCACAGACUAAAUCAGCCCAAACUCUGUGCGCUCCACAGGAUCAGGAAAAAUACUCUCAGAUAAAAGAAAGAUCAGUCAUCUGUCAGGAGACGCACAGACAAAUAGAAGACUGUGUCGUCGCCCACAAGGAGAAUAUUAAUCGAUCAGCCCACCCAUCUCACAAACAUCUAAGCUCCUCCUCUGAGAAAUUAAAAGAGUCUGAUGGUGUCGUAUGGUGGAGUAUAUUAUACAUGUUCAGUCACAUCACCAGACUUCUAAUAUGCGCCCUUUUAGUUGCUGGAUUCUUUGUCAUCGUUUUCUUCUAUGAUUUCCCAGCAUUCUUUGCGCUCUACAUAUUUUCAUUGUCCUGGUGGUUUUAUAAGUUGAGGAGACAUGGGGUGACGAUGAACAAGGGGAUAGGCCGCGAGUUCUCAGAGGGAGGGGACGCUGUUAAAGAGCGCCAUGUGUAGCAUUUUUAAACAACAGUGCAUCAUUGUCAAGUUAACGUUAAUGUCCUCCAUAUUUGCACACGUUCAUACUGUAUAUUAACACUGGUGAGUCCAUUGUGAAGGUGAUUGUUAGCCACAAAAAUGGGUGCAAUAAAACAAAAUGCUACACACAGCACCAGUAGUGUGUGUUUGGUUGUGUGUUUUAUAUUUAUUUUUUCUUUUCUAACUCUAAAUGAUGAAUUUAGUUUAGUGGGUCCCAACCUUUUGUGACUUGUGACCCCUUAAAAAAAGCAGUGACUACUUAUGAUCCCCUUAUCACCCAUUGUAUAUGUUUACCGGUUAUAACCCGUUCAAGCAAAGAGUGAGCUUUUUUUUGUUUGUUUGUUUGUU
Messenger RNA from Xiphias gladius (swordfish), 4748 nucleotides. RefSeq names its product protein phosphatase 1, regulatory subunit 3Aa (gene ppp1r3aa). NCBI's taxonomy places the organism in Eukaryota, Metazoa, Chordata, Actinopteri, Istiophoriformes, Xiphiidae. The record is from RefSeq and is a predicted model, not a curated record. The transcript is spliced from 4 exons. Gene Ontology annotation, biological process: regulation of glycogen biosynthetic process. The coding region runs from base 96 to 4379 and encodes 1427 amino acids. Gene Ontology annotation, molecular function: glycogen binding; protein phosphatase 1 binding. Gene Ontology annotation, cellular component: protein phosphatase type 1 complex.